CCGACCAAGUCUCCCCGACCAUGCGUCCCAUCGGUCUCCUCGGCCUCAUUGGCCUCAUUGGCCUCGCCAAUGCAGCCUGUCCCUACAUGGCCGGCGAUCUCGGUCAUCGCGACGCCUCCGACUCCUCCGAUGAAUUCCUCUCUCAGUACUACCUCAACGACAACAAUUCUUACAUGACUACCGACGUCGGCGGCCCCAUUGAGGACCAGAACAGCCUCAGCGUCGGCGAGCGUGGUCCCACCCUCCUCGAAGACUUCAUCUUCCGCCAGAAGAUCCAGCGCUUCGACCAUGAGCGGGUCCCCGAACGUGUCGUCCACGCCCGCGGCGCCGGUGUCCACGGGGUCUUCACCUCCUACGGCAACUUCUCCAACCUCACUGCGGCCUCAUUCCUCGCCGAAGAGGGCAAAGAGACCUCCGUGUUCGUGCGCUUCUCCACCGUCGCCGGCAGUCGCGGCAGCACCGAUCUCGCUCGCGAUGUGCACGGUUUCGCAACUCGUUUCUACACCGAUGAGGGGAACUUCGAUAUCGUCGGAAACAACAUCCCCGUCUUCUUCAUCCAGGAUGCCAUCCAAUUCCCCGAUCUGAUCCACGCGGUCAAGCCCAGCGGCGACAACGAGAUCCCCCAGGCCGCCACCGCCCACGACUCCGCCUGGGACUUCUUCAGCCAGCAGCCCAGUGCCCUGCACACGCUGUUUUGGGCCAUGGCCGGCCACGGCAUCCCACGCUCGUUCCGCCACGUCGAUGGGUUCGGCGUGCACACAUUCCGGUUCGUCACAGAUAACGGCGCGUCGAAGCUGGUUAAGUUCCACUGGAAGUCGCUACAGGGUAAGGCCAGUAUGGUCUGGGAGGAAGCCCAGCAGGUAUCCGGCAAGAACUCGGACUUUAUGCGCCAGGACAUGUGGGAUGCGAUUGAGGCGGGGAGAUAUCCGGAGUGGGAGCUCGGCGUGCAAAUCAUGAGCGAAGACGACCAGCUGCGCUUCGGCUUCGAUCUGCUCGACCCGACCAAAAUUGUGCCGGAGGAAUACGUCCCCAUCACCAAACUGGGCAAGAUGACGCUGAACCGGAACCCACGCAAUUACUUUGCUGAGACGGAGCAGGUCAUGUUCCAACCCGGCCACAUCGUCCGCGGCGUCGACUUCACCGACGAUCCGCUCCUGCAGGGCCGACUGUUCUCGUACCUGGACACGCAGCUGAACCGCCACGGCGGGCCCAACUUCGAGCAAAUCCCAAUCAACCAGCCCCGCGUGCCUGUUCAUAACAAUAACCGGGACGGCGCAGCCCAAAUGUUCAUCCCCCUCAACCCCUCCGCCUACACCCCCAACACACUCUCCCCGCCCAACCUCCCCAAACAAGCCAACCAAACCACCGGCCGAGGGUUCUUCACCACGCCCUCCCGCCGCCCCUCGGGCCUUCUCCAGCGCUCCACCUCCCCCACCUUCUCGGACGUGUGGUCCCAACCCCGCCUCUUCUAUAACUCGCUCCACCCAGCGGAACAACAAUUCCUCAUCGACGCCAUGCGCUUCGAAACCAGCCACAUCAAAUCGUCCACCGUGCGCCAGAACGUACUCAUUCAGUUGAAUCGCGUGUCGCAUGAUCUUGCCGUGAGAGUUGCGAGCGCGUUGGGGAUGGAUGCUCCCGCUCCUGACCCGACUUAUUAUCAUAAUAAUAGGACGAGGGAUGUGGGGACCGUGGGCGGGCUGAGCAGCUUGGCUGGGUUGAAGGUGGGUGUUUUGGGGACGGUGAGUGGGAAUGGGAAUGGGAAUGGGUUGGAUGACGCGGUGGAGUUGGCUCGGUUGUUGAAGGGCGAUGGUGUCGAUGUGCUUCUUGUGGCGGAGUAUCUUGCUAAGGGCGUCGAUCAGACUUAUUCGGCGUCAGAUGCGGUGCAGUUUGAUGCGGUGGUUGUGGCGGAUGGUGCAGAGGGGUUGUUUGCUCCGAGGUCGUUGACCGCGUCGCAGCGUGCUCCUUCAUCUUCUUCUUCGGUGGCUGCGUCGGUGUCGGCGUCGGCGUCAGCUAGUGCUGGAGCUGGAGCUGGAGCUGGAGCUGGAGCUGCACUUGGCAGAACCACCCUCUACCCAGCGGGCCGCCCCCUCGAGAUCCUGAUCGACGCGUUCCGCUUCGGAAAGACGGUUGGCGCGCUCGGGAGCGGCGAGCAGGCGCUGCGGAAUGCGGGGAUCGACGUGAAUCGGGACGGGGUGGUGGUGGCGGACUCGGUCGACGACGGGUUCGCGGACCAUGUGCGGCAGGGGCUGCACACGUUCAAGUUCCUGGAUCGGUUUGCGGUGGAUUCGAAUUGAGUGCUCAUAUUUAUUGACACUGGCUGACACUGAUUGACACUGAUUGACACUGACUGACACUGGUCGACACUGGCUGGCUGGUUGGGUGACUGGCUGGGUGAUUGGGCUGGACUAUGGUAUGACACUGGCUGGUGGUUGGUCUGCAGUGCACUAUCUAGGCUGGUUGGCUGGUUUGCUGGCUGGCUGGCUGGGAGUUGCCGGGUGGAUGUCGCCGUGCGGUGUUAUCUGGGGUCACAGUGUGCGGUGCAGUGCAGUGCAGUGCAGUGCAGCAGAGCGGAGCAGUUCGCAGCCUUGAUGGUUGCCUUCUUGUAAUUAAAUUAAGUUUAUUAAAAGUGCCUACCUACAUAAUUUACUCGGCGGCGCUGGAUUUGAUAUGGCUGGCUGGCUGCUGCUAAUAUGCAAUCAAUCACCAAUGUUGAC
Molecule: messenger RNA, 2714 nt
Organism: Aspergillus heteromorphus CBS 117.55
Lineage: Eukaryota; Fungi; Ascomycota; Eurotiomycetes; Eurotiales; Aspergillaceae
Gene: cat1
Product: catalase catB
Exons: 6
Coding region: 21-2294 (757 amino acids)
Biological process (GO): hydrogen peroxide catabolic process; response to oxidative stress
Cellular component (GO): cytosol
Molecular function (GO): heme binding; catalase activity
Source: RefSeq, a predicted model, not a curated record